CCCCCCCUUCCUCAGCCCAAUCAGGGCGGGUUGGACGAAUUCAAACCCAGCCCCGCAAGCACCGGCGGCGGCUCCGCUGCCUUGCCCGUAGCCGGCGGAGGAUGCGCCGCUAAGGAGCCGCUAACGGGGGCCGCUUCGGAUGGGCUCGGAGAGCUGCGGGGUGGCUACGGCCCCAUCCUGCCCACCCGGAGAGCAGGAAGUUGGACCCUGGAGAUCCCUGCUCAGUGAUGUGGCUGGACACAGCCUUCUCCUCCUCCUGCUGGAACAGUGAUGCUGCUGUGCCCACGCAGCUGCAGUGAGGACCUCUCUGCCCACCUAAAGCCCAAGCCGGAGCCCGUCGGGGCGGCGCUGGCAGCCAUGGAGUGAGCGGCGCCGGCGGAGCGCAGGGGCCACGCAGCGGGCAGCAUCCCCUGCCCACCCUCAGCGGCGCUCCUCGCCUCUGCCAUGAAUGAUGCAUCGACCAUGGAGUAUGAACUCCUCUCCCCAUCGCUGGUGGAGCACCCGGCGGGCUCGGCGGGCAUGGAUGCCGAGCAGAAAACAGUCUUUGCCUUCGUCAUCUUCCUCCUGGUCUUCCUGGUGAUGCUGAUGGUUCGCUGCUUCCGCAUCCUGCUGGACCCCUACAGCCGCAUGCCUGCCUCCUCCUGGACUGACCACAAGGAGGGCUUGGAGAGAGGCCAGUUUGACUACGCAUUGGUGUAGACCCCCCCCCUCCCCACUGUCGAGGGCCACGGGGGAAGGGAGGGGGCUCUCUGUGCCCCCCAGCCCUUUUUUCCCUCCCCCUCCCUCUCCUUACAUCCUUUCCCCCCUCCUCUGUGUUGUUUGCCCCAGCCCAGCAGGGAUGCUCUGGGCAGGGAGGUGAGGGCAGAGUUCUUCUUCUCCGGGGUUGGUUGGGGUUUGGGUUGUGUUGGGUUAUUUUUUUGGGGGGGGGGUUGUUUUCUAGGGGUUUCUUCUCUUUUCUAAGCACUUUUCAGUUCUGGGGGGACUCUUGGAGCGAUGUUCUGGGGUUGGGGGGUUGGGGGGGGGAGGGUUGAUGUGUGCUGGUGUGGUCCCUGCUGCCCACCGUGCCCCUAUGCCACAGCGAGGGGUGGGAGGUGAUAGGGCAGGGGCAUGGCUGGACCUGCCCUCAGCCACAGCCCGUGGGGUUUCUGCUGCUCUGGGUGGCUUUGCCUGGUGCCAGGACAGAGCUUUGACCCCCCCCACCUCCUCCUGCCUCCCACCUUUCCCCAUCCCCCCCCCAUCCCCCUCACCCGUGGCCUCCCGGGAGCGCUGCCGUGGUCCAGUGUGUGUGUGUGUGUGUGUGUGUCCCUGUAGCUGAGCUGUGUCUGUCAGGGGGGUUUGUAGGCACCAGACCCAAGUGCUGGCUUUGUUCUUCUCUGUGUGGCAGCCCCAAGUGAGAGGGAGAUGGAGACACCCUCCCCUCACACAACACUCCCCCACCCCCACCUCCAUUCCCAGCCCCCUUUUGGCUCCCAGCCCUGCAGCCUGCUCUCUGCUUCACACUCUGGUGCCCUGUCCCUGCCCAGCUGGUGCAAAGGAUCUGAGCAAGGUGCACUCAGGAGGCUACCUGCACACCUGCCUGGGUGGCCCUGGAGGGAUCAAAGGUCCAACAGGACACAUGGGAGAUGUUCUUCAGCCAGCCCAAGCCUGGCAACCUCCCACCAGUAUCCCAUUCUGGCCAGUCCCUGCUCCAGCAGGAUCUGGGUGGCCAACCCAUGUCCAGCAGGGUGUGUGUGUGUGGGGGGGGGGGUCUGCUGGGGGUGCUCAGCCCUUCCCUGGCCAUCCUGCAGCUGAGUAAAUAAGCGAGGGGAACACAAAGCUGCCCUCCUGCCCCUCUGUGGGCACCAUGCCUGUGUGGAGCAGGAGUGCUGCAGCUAGCCCUGGGGCUAGUAAAAGCCAUGAUGGGUCAUGGCUGUGGGCCACUGAGAAGCUCUGUGCUAAGGGAUUUGAGCCCUUGGGGGGAGAGCCUCUGCCCACCCCCCACCCCCCACCGUGGAAAUAAAGCUGCACUGUGCUAACCCCA
This is a messenger RNA of Pogoniulus pusillus (Red-fronted tinkerbird), 2020 nucleotides long. It is a transcript of the gene CTXN1, whose product is annotated as cortexin 1. Bases 445 to 699 code for a protein of 84 amino acids. NCBI's taxonomy places the organism in Eukaryota, Metazoa, Chordata, Aves, Piciformes, Lybiidae. The transcript is spliced from 3 exons. The record is from RefSeq and is a predicted model, not a curated record.